Messenger RNA from Toxotes jaculatrix (banded archerfish), 1112 nucleotides. RefSeq names its product pinopsin-like. The coding region runs from base 1 to 1098 and encodes 365 amino acids. Gene Ontology annotation, cellular component: photoreceptor outer segment; membrane. The transcript is spliced from 5 exons. Gene Ontology annotation, biological process: G protein-coupled receptor signaling pathway; visual perception. NCBI's taxonomy places the organism in Eukaryota, Metazoa, Chordata, Actinopteri, Toxotidae. Gene Ontology annotation, molecular function: G protein-coupled receptor activity. The record is from RefSeq and is a predicted model, not a curated record.
AUGGAGACUCUCAUGCAGCAUAGCAACAACCUCAGCACCGGGCACAGCUCCGUGUCGGACCACGGCGCUGGGGCGCUAAGCCGUGCGGGUCACACUGCGGCGGCCGUGGUCCUCGGGUUCAUCCUGGUCCUGGGCUUCCUCUGUAACUUCCUGGUGCUGCUGGUCUUCUCGCGUUUCCCCGGACUGCGGACCCCGGUCAGCCUGCUGCUGAUCAACAUCAGCGCCAGCGACAUGCUCGUCUGCAUCUUCGGGACUCCCCUCAGCUUCGCGGCCAGCGUGCGCGGCAGGUGGCUGACCGGGUCCCACGGAUGCCGGUGGUACGGUUUCUCCAACGCGCUUUUCGGUAUAGUAUCUCUGGUGUCUCUCUCUCUGCUGUCCUUUGAGCGAUACUCGGUGGUGCUCCGCAGCACCCAGUCGGACUCCUCUCAGUACCGCAGGGCCAGGUUCGCUGUUGCGGCCUCCUGGAUAUACUCACUGGUCUGGACUCUGCCGCCGCUGCUGGGCUGGAGCAGCUACGGACCGGAGGGUCCCGGCACCACCUGCUCGGUCCAAUGGCACCAGCGCUCGGCCCCAUCUCGCUCCUACAUCAGCUGUUUGUUUGUCUUCUGCCUGCUCCUGCCUCUGCUGCUCAUGCUGUUCUGCUACGGGAGGAUCCUGCUGGCUGUACGAGAGGUGACGACGCAGUUCAGCGGGAUCAACCGGACCACAGCUGAGCAGAGGGAGGGCCGUAUCCUUCUGAUGGUGGUCUCCAUGGUGACGGGGUACCUAUUGUGCUGGAUGCCAUACGGUGUUGUGGCGAUGCUCUCCUCCUUUGGACGGCCAGGCAUGGUGCCGCCUGCCGCCAGUUUAAUCCCCUCCCUGCUGGCGAAGACCAGCACCGUCCUCAACCCUGUUAUAUAUGUGCUGCUCAACAACCAGUUCUCCAGGUGUUUCCUGUACAUGAUCAGGUGCGGUUCAGAAGCCCCGCCCACCCCGGUCCACCUCACUCUGCCCAGCAGCAGGAGGGUGUGGCCUCACCCUCCCAACCCACCAACAGAGGAACAAAACACACCAAAGCACAUUCCUGCUUUCUACGCAACAAGUCAAAGGCAAUUUUAGUUCAGUGUCAUAUG